Molecule: messenger RNA, 3329 nt
Organism: Aphidius gifuensis
Lineage: Eukaryota; Metazoa; Arthropoda; Insecta; Hymenoptera; Braconidae
Gene: retm
Product: protein real-time
Exons: 14
Coding region: 345-2363 (672 amino acids)
Cellular component (GO): cytoplasm
Source: RefSeq, a predicted model, not a curated record
AGUUCUCGCUGGGGUUCUCACGUACUACAUAGUUCCGUGACGUCGCGAGUUGACAUUUCAUUCAAGAAAUUAAUAAUAUUAUUUUAAUCGUCUCAAAUAGCCAUAAACAAAAAAAAAAUAACAAACCCCUGAUACUCCAAAAAAAAAAAUAAACAAACAAUUCUAAAUGAUAAUUUAAACUGUUUUUUUUUUAGUGAAUAAACUUCCUAGUGAAAGUGAGCAAUAAUUUUAAUAAAAAUACGUAGAAAAUUGUGGUUUAUCAAAAAAAUAAAAAAUAUACGAUUUUACAAUAAUAUAUUUAUAUACAAAUAAUAAUCAUUAUUUAAAAAAAAAAAAGUGACAAAAUGGUUCAACAAUAUCAAUCACCAGUUCGAGUUUACAAGCAUCCUUUUGCACUCGUUAUGCUGGCUUAUGAAAGACGAUUUCCAACUUGUCCACAAAUACCUGUUUUUGUUGGAUGUGAUGUGACACUUGAUGAAGAAUCACAAGAUGGAUCAAUAAGAACAACUGAACGUAAAUGUAAACUAAAUGUUGAAGCACCUUAUAUUCUCAAAAAAAUAAUUGGAGUUGAUUAUGUUUAUUUUAUUCAAAAAAAUAUUCUGGAUAGACGCAAUAGUAAAUUAGAAAUUGAAGCAUGGAACGAAAGUUUUGCAACUCGUGUUUCUGUCAUAGAAAAAUGUCGAUAUUUUGUUCACCCAGAAAAUCCAGAAUGGACUUGUUUCGAACAAACAGCAAGUCUUGAUAUUAAAAAUUUUUUUGGUUUCGAAAAUUCAAUGGAAAAGUUAGCAAUGAAACAGUAUGCUCAAAAUAUCGCCAAGGGAAAGGAAAUCAUUGAGUAUUUUAUUAAUGAAUUGAAAAAAGAAGGGGUGACACACGUGGCUCCCUGGGUUGACCCAGAAAAAGCACAAUCCCCAGUUGAUGAAAAAACAAUGGAAAAAGAUGAAACAACAAAAGAUGUUAAAAGUGAAUCAGCAACAACAAAAUUACCAAGUAUAAAUAAAAUUCAACAAUUAUCAUCAGACUAUAUUGAAAGAUAUCUUGGAAAACUUGAUUUAAUGCAAGAAAGUAGACUUGUACAGCUACGUCAAAGUAUGCAAGAAUUACGUGGUUCAUCAGUACCAAAUGAUUCAACAUUAUUACGUUUUUUACGUGGACGUGAAUUUAUUGUUGAAAAAGCUAAAGAUAUGUUAACACAGUCAUUACAUUGGCGUAAAAAGUAUCAAAUUGAUAAAUUGCUUGAUGAAUAUGAAGCACCACAAGUUGUUAAAGAUUAUUUUCCUGGUGGUUGGCAUCAUUCUGAUAAAGAUGGUAGACCACUUUAUAUUUUAAGAUUGGGUCAAAUGGACGUUAAAGGCCUACUUAAAUCGAUUGGAGAGGAUGAGUUAUUGCUACUAGCUUUACAUAUUUGUGAGGAGGGCCUGUUGCUGAUGGAAGAAGCCACAACUUUGUUGGGACAUCCUGUAUCACAGUGGUGUCUUCUUAUUGAUUUAGAGGGACUUAACAUGAGACACUUGUGGAGACCUGGUAUCAAGGCUCUGUUGAGAAUUAUCGAAAUUGUCGAGGCAAAUUAUCCAGAAACAAUGGGCAGAGUAUUGAUUAUCAGAGCACCAAGAUGUUUUCCAAUUCUCUGGACACUUAUCAGUACUUUUAUUCAUGAAAAUACAAGAAAUAAAUUUAUAUUUUACUGUGGUACGGAUUAUCAAGAACAAGUUGAAGGUGGUCUAACUGACUACAUUGAUCCAGAAUAUAUUCCUGAUUUUUUGGGUGGUCCAUCAGAGACAAAUUUAACAGAGAAUGGAACAGUACCAAAAAAUCUUUAUAAAAUUGACUUUGAAAAUCCAACAAGUGACAAUGGUCAUAGUCUUUACAAUUCAAUUAGUCUGAGUCAUGGUCAGGUGCAUCAUGUUGCAAUAAAUACAAACGAUGUUGGAGCUGUUUUAACUUGGGAUUUUGAUGUCAUGAGACACAAUGUUAUAUUUACUGUUUUACAUGAAAAAAAUACAGACAAUAUUGACACUGAAAAAGCAACAACAUCAGAAGUUUCUAUAAAUGAUUUUGAUGGAAAAGAAACUUUAUUGAAAGAAUGGAAAGAGGGUGUCAAUUGUGUCAAAGUUGAGCCAAGUGUUGUUUGUCAUGAUGGUGAAAGUAUUCAGGGAACACAUAUUGUACAAGAACCAGGUACUUAUGUACUUCAAUGGAAAAAUCCAGAUGAGGGUGAAUUUCUUCCAUCAAUAAGUGCACAUAAAGCACAGCUUAUGUAUUUCCAUGAAGUAUUACCAUCUGCACACUAUAGAGGAUCAAUGAUGAGUUUACAAUCAGCAGUUAGUUCAAAAUCAUUUGCAAGCUCUUCACUGUCCAGAUGAGAUGCAGAGUGGUCCAAAAAAAAUUUCAGUAUCGAUCCAAGUUUAAUAUUCUUUCAAGAAAAUACUGAAUGAUAAAUUAUUUUAAAAAUAUUUGAACACAAGAACCAAAAUUAAAACUCAAUCAUAGGCAGCAAGAUAAUAUAAUUUUUGAAUUUCAAUAUUAAUUUCGUCAAUUAUCAGAAUUUAAUGAAAAAUAUAUCAAAAGAAAAGGAGAGAGAAAAAUUUAUUUAAAAUGAAAAAGAUAUCAAGUGUUAUUUAAUUAUUGAUUUACAAUUGUUAUUGAGAUGUUUCAUCACAAUUGAGUGACAAGUUAUUUUCAUAAAAAAAAAAAAAACAUUGAAUGAUAGAAAAAAAGUGAAAAGAUUAAAAAAUAUUCCGUGCAUGUUUUAAACGAUGAAAACAAAUAUAGUAUAUAUUUUUAUUUUGAAACAGAUUUUAAAAAAAGAUUAAUUAAAAAGUUGAUCAAUUAUUUCUUCCAUCGAGGGUGAUUAAUAUUUGUAAAUAUAUUAUUUUAUUUUGCUCUCUUCAUAAAAGCAAUAUUUUUUUUAUUUAAAUUUUUAUGCAAAUAUAACAUUGACACAGUGACAAUAUAAACCAGUAAUAAAAAAAAAAUUAUUUAAAUGUUUUUAACAGUAGAUGGUAUGUUAACAAAUAUAAUUUUUAUCAUGAAAUACUUUUUUCAAUAACAAACGUAAUUUUUAACAAUAAGAAUGUCAAGUUUUCUUUUUUUUUUCUGAGAUAAAAGAAGAUGACAAAAAAAAAAUACAUAUGAUAGAAUUAAUUAGUCGAGUUAGUCGAAAACCUGUGUCUAGAAAGUAAACAAAAAAAUAAUUAAUAAUAAAUUAAUAGCAUUAAUUAUUAUCGUAAUAAUUUGUAGAUUGUUCCAUGUUUUUAAAAUUUUUUAAAUAUACGUAAUGUUUUGUUAAUUAAUCAAAUAGAUGACUAGAUAAAUUUUCUUUUCACUCA